Phragmites australis (common reed) is the source of this 2369-nucleotide messenger RNA. RefSeq names its product cytochrome P450 81Q32-like. Gene Ontology annotation, molecular function: oxidoreductase activity, acting on paired donors, with incorporation or reduction of molecular oxygen; iron ion binding; heme binding. The record is from RefSeq and is a predicted model, not a curated record. The coding region runs from base 606 to 2159 and encodes 517 amino acids. Lineage: Eukaryota; Viridiplantae; Streptophyta; Magnoliopsida; Poales; Poaceae. The transcript is spliced from 9 exons.
UUGGAGCUUCAGAUCAGAUGAUCUUACUAAGCAAAGUGAAUGGUGGAUUGAUUUUAUGAAUGAUGAUUGGAAGGACAUUGCUGAUAACCAAGCUUCUACUGAAAUCCAACAGUAUGCUGCUUGAUUCUGCCAUAUUUGGUUGGACCACCUGCGCAAUUAUCUAUCUCAGUUCACCAGUCAGCUACCCAACAAACAGUUUCGACUCAAUCUGGACAACCUUUGGCAGCUGCGGCAUCCUCACCAAGUACCGGCUCCAAUACUGCCAAGCCACGCAUGAGAUGGACUCCUGAGCUUCACGAGCGCAUUGUGGAUGCUGUCAAUCAACUCGGUGGUAGUGAAACAACUCCUAUGGGUGUGCUGAAGCUAAUGAAGGCAGAUAAUUUAACCAUUUAUCAUGUAAAAAGUCAUCUCCAGAAAUACAGAACAACCCGAUACAGACCAGAAUUAUCUGAAGAAAAGAAGGUGGCAUCAAAAGAUGAGAUACCAUCUAUUGACCUGAAAGGCUCUCUCUGUGGCAACUGCAGAGAAUCCCGAUCAAGAAAAAAGCAGCAGAUCCAUGGAUCUUAGUUUCCUCUCAGACUCACUCAGAGUAGUGUGAGUCCACCAUGGAUACCUUGAUCAGCAUCGUCGCCAUCACUCUCCUCGUACUCCUGCCCCUGCUGACGCUGGCGCAAGCCGUUGGACGUGGGACUCGCCGAAACCCGCCGCCCCCGCCAGGGCCCAUCGCUCUCCCCGUCGUCGGCCACCUGCACCUCUUCAAGAAGCCCCUUCACCGCACCCUCGCGAGCCUCGCCGCCCGCCACGGCGCCGUCUUCAGGCUCCGGUUCGGCUCCCGCCGCGUCGUCGUCGUGUCCUCCGCCCCCGCCGCCGAGGAGUGCCUCGGCGCGCGCGAUGUCGCGUUCGCCAACCGGCCGCGGCUGCCGUCCGGCAGGAUCCUCUCCUACGACUGGACCACCAUGGGCACCGCCAACUACGGGCCCUACUGGCGCCACGUCCGCCGCAUCGCCGUCACCGAGAUCCUCUCCGCGCUCCGAGUGCAGCAGUUCGCCGACGUCCACGCGCGCGAGGCGCGGUCCAUGGCGCGGCACCUCUACCGCACGGCCCGCGGAGCCCCAGGGGGCCGCGCGCGGGUGGAGCUCAAGUCGCGGCUGUUCGAGCUCCUCAUGAACGCCAUGAUGGGCAUGAUGUGCGCGAGGACAUACUACAUCGCCGCCGAUGGGGAGGAGGAGACAACGGAGGUGAGCGAGGAGGCCCGGUGGUUCAGGGCGAUGGUGGAGGAGACGAUGGCGCUGAGCGGCGCGUCGACGGUGUGGGACUUCUUGCCAGCGCCGGUGCGGUGGCUGGACAUGGGUGGGGUGGGGCGGCGGCUGUGGCAGCUGCGGGAGAGCCGGACGAGGUUCUUGCAGGGCCUGAUCGAGGAUCAGAGGAAGGAGAUGGAGAAGGGCGCGCCGGAGAGGAGGACCAUGAUAGGGAUGCUGCUGGCGCUGCAGAAAAAGGAUCCCGAGGCCUGCCCGGACCAGCUCAUCCGCUCUUUGUGCAUCAGCUCCCUUGAAGCUGGAACAACUACUUCAGCUGAUACAAUUGAGUGGGCGAUGUCCCUCUUGCUAAACAACCCUAAUUUGAUGACGAGAGCUCGGGAUGAGAUUGAUGCAUGCAUAGGGCAACCAGCACGCCUAAUAGAAGCGACCGAUCUCCCAAAGCUGCAAUACCUUCGGUGCAUCAUCAUGGAGACAUUUCGUCUAUAUCCGCCAGCACCUCUUCUUGUUCCUCAUGAAUCCUCUACUGACUGCACUGUCAAUGGGUUUCAUAUUCCCAAGGAGACGAUUCUUCUUGUAAAUACAUUUGUGAUUCACAGGGAUCCUGAGCUAUGGGAUAAUCCAACAAAAUUCAUUCCAGAAAGAUUUGAGGAUGACAAGAGCGAAGGUAAGAUGUUCAUCCCAUUUGGUAUGGGCAGACGACGAUGCCCAGCAGAGAACUUGGGCAUGCAGAUGGUAGGUCUUGCUCUUGGGACUAUGAUCCAGUGCUUCGACUGGGAAAGAGUGGAAGAGAAGCUUGUGGACAUGACAGAGGGCUCUGGCCUAACUAUGCCAAAGGAGGUGCCUUUGGAUGCCUUCUAUCAACCCCGCACUUCUGCGAUUAAUCUUCUUUCGGAGAUAUAGUACUGUUGUGGAACACAUUGUUCUUUUUGUUUAGCUUUGUGUUCUAAGGUCAUCGCAUGUCAAAUAGAUGUGGGUAUGUGCAUCUCAGUAAUGUGAAAUAAAUUUUUCAUCCAAGUAAUGCCUCCAAGAAUCCACUGCAAAACAGAAUGGAACUAGUCCUGAAAAUGUUUCAUCGUAACAUAUAUUAUAUUGAACACAAGGUUCCAAUGU